AUGAUUAAUCAUAAUAAAAUAGUUGAAGACUUAUCUGAUGUCAACAAAAUUAAAAUAAAUUCUUCAUUAUGUUAUAAAUGUAAAAAGAAUAAUGCUGUAGUUCAUACAAGAGAAAAAUCUUGUAAGGAUUGUUUUAUAAAACUUGUAGAAUAUACAUUUAAAAAUACUUUAAGAGAAAAAUGUUUAUUUAAAAGUAAAACCAACAAUAAUUUUUUUUAUGGAAACAAAAUUUUGCAAAAAGAUAUAGAAGGUAAAAAAAAAGAUAGGAUAAUGAUAAAUACAAUAGAAAAUUGUUCUGAAAAAGAAAAUGAAAAAGACCUGUAUGAAAAGAAAGAUAUAAUUAGUGUUAAUAAGCAGAAAAAAAAUACAGCUUUAGCUUUUUCUGGAGAAAUAUGUUCAUGUUUUCUUCUAUUCUUAUUAGUAAAAUAUUUAAAAAAUUUCAAAAACAGAAAAAGCGAUUUGUUUUUAAUGAAUGAACAUUCAAUUUUUAGUGAAAUAAUUUUUGUUGAUAUUUACGAAGAUAAAAAAUAUAUUUAUGAUUUGAUUUAUACAAUUGAAAAAAUAUUUGAAAUGUUAGAGGAGAACGAUUUAAAAAGUGAUACAAAUAAAAAUGAAAAAAAAGAAAAUUUUAUAAAUUAUGAAAAAGAAAAAAAUAUUUUCUUGAAUAAUGAUAAUCUCUUAUUUAACAAUGGAGUAUUUAAAAAAAAAAUAAAUAAAGUUUAUUUUAUAGUAUUAAAAAGUAAUUAUUUUAUAAAUGAUAAUUAUAAAGAUCAAUUUACAAUGAAUUAUGAUAAAAUAAAAAAAGAGAAAAAUUAUUAUUUGAAUUAUAUAAAUGAAAUAAUAAUUUAUAAUAAUAUUAUUAAAUAUUGCCUAAAUCAAAAUAUUAAAUAUGUUCUUUUUGGGAACAAUGCAAAUAAUAUUUCGAAUAAAUCCCUUUUAUAUACUAUAUUAGGAAAUGGAAUAAACUUACCAUUAUGUACUUCUUAUAUUGACAAUAGAUAUAGUGACAUCAAUUUUAUUAAACCAUUAAAAGACUUAUUAAAUAAAGAAAUAUAUGUAUAUUGCUUUUAUAAAAAUAUUCAUUAUUUAAAUAAUAGAACAUUUGAGGGAAAUUUAUUAUAUAAAUAUAUAAAUGAUAUGUUUUCUAAUUUAAAUUUUAAUAAUAAUACUACAUUAAUAACUAAUAAUACUGUAAAUAAUUUAAUUAAUUUGUUAAAUUACUUCAAUAAUGAUAAAAAUAAUAAUGCCAAUAUUUUAAACAUAAAAUAUUCUAAUGAUUUUGAAGAAUUUUCAGGUGAUAUUAACAAAACUUUGGAAAAUUACAAUUUCACUUGUUGCUAUAUUUGUCUAGGAAAAAAAGAAACACUAGAAGAAAAAAACUUCAUAAAAAAAAUGGACAAAAUUCAAUUAACAAAUAUAAAAAAAAUGAAGCAUACUAAUUUAAUAUGCUCCACUUGUUUAAGUAUAUUUUCAUCUAAUUUUAAUUAUGUAAAUCUUUAUAAUACUAUUUUUCACUUUUAA
Messenger RNA from Plasmodium relictum, 1521 nucleotides. RefSeq names its product conserved Plasmodium protein, unknown function. Gene Ontology annotation, biological process: tRNA wobble position uridine thiolation. Lineage: Eukaryota; Apicomplexa; Aconoidasida; Haemosporida; Plasmodiidae. Bases 1 to 1521 code for a protein of 506 amino acids. Gene Ontology annotation, molecular function: sulfurtransferase activity; tRNA binding. Gene Ontology annotation, cellular component: cytosol. The transcript has a single exon. The record is from RefSeq and is a predicted model, not a curated record.